Messenger RNA from Anopheles nili, 1828 nucleotides. RefSeq names its product leucine-rich repeat-containing protein 47-like. The transcript has 3 exons. The record is from RefSeq and is a predicted model, not a curated record. Gene Ontology annotation, molecular function: protein binding; phenylalanine-tRNA ligase activity. Gene Ontology annotation, biological process: phenylalanyl-tRNA aminoacylation. NCBI's taxonomy places the organism in Eukaryota, Metazoa, Arthropoda, Insecta, Diptera, Culicidae. Bases 1 to 1677 code for a protein of 558 amino acids.
AUGUGGCGCGAAGUGGAAGCUGCAAAAACCGAAAACCGGCGCGAGCUAAAGCUAACGGGCGCAAAAAUAUCGGAACUCAUCAACAAAAACGGUGGCAACUUAGAUGCGGCAAUCUACAAGCUUUCUGCGUUGAACCUCCUCGACGUGAGUGAUACCACGCUGGAGCAGAUUUCACCACAGAUCAACGGCUUGAGUCAUCUGCAGUCGCUGCUGUUGUAUCACAACAAGAUUGCACAAGUUCCUGCAACGAUCGGACAGCUGGCCGAUUUGAAGGUGCUUGAUUUGUCCAGCAACAGGUUGCGUGAGCUGCCGGGUGAAUUUAUGCAGCUUCGUUCUCUGACCACGCUAAACUUAUCCUUUAACCAGCUAAAAUCUUUAGACCUAAGCCAAUUAGAUAAGCUGAGUGUCUGCAAUUUAUCCGGAAACGAGUUGGAUGAAGUGCCUCGUUUCUACACCGGCCAGGUGCACCAUUUGAUGGAGGUUAACUUGGAGAAAAAUUGCAUCACCAACCUGCCGGAGGAGCUUACACAGCAGCUGAUCUUGCGAUUACUGAACGUGGCGGACAAUAAGAUUGAACAAGUACCAAAGUAUCUUACCAAAUGUCUGAAGCUGAAGGAAAUUAACCUAAAAGGUAAUCCUCUAAAAGAUAAAAGGUUACUGAAGCUGGUUGAUCAGUGUCGCAGCAAACAGGUGCUGGAUUAUGUGGAGAAAAACGGAUAUCAACCACCAAAGCAACAUCCGGAAGAAGGAAAACUCUCGCAAAAGGAGAAUUCGCAAGAGAACAAGGAUGAUGAAUCCGGCUCCGACGAUGACGAAGACGAGGCACAGCUUAAAAUAUUGGUCCACAAGGCGACGGAAAAUACACCGAAAGUAUCAUUCACGCCGGAAGCCAGAAGCACCCGUCCCCAUAUCGUACUUUGCAUCGUGCGUGGUUUUCCGAUAACGAAUAUGCGCAAAUUUUUGCAACUCCAAAAUGCGCUACACGACACGGAAUGCCAGCGGCGUGAGGUGGCCACGAUAGCAACGCACGAUCUGGCAAAAGUAAAAGGCGCCGUUCGGUACGAUGCAGCUCCACCGGGAGAGAUCCUUAUCACUGCGCUGGGUAGUGCCGCACAAGGAAAGGUGACGGCCGAAAAGUACUACGCCGAUCUGCGCCAUCAGGCUGAUCUGUUGCGAAAGGAGAAAAAACGCAACAACUUCUCGGGUGUGUACAAAUACAUCACGUUGCUUACGGCGAAGGAACUGUUUGCGUUUCUGAGCGACGAAGACAAGGUCAUCAGUUUGCCUCCGCUCACGAACUGCGAUGAGACCAAAAUUGCACCCACAACCACGGAUAUGCUGAUCGAGGUGACGAGCAGCGUCACCCAUGGGCACUGUGUCCGCGUUAUGAACGCGCUGCUCGAGCGCAUGCUGCUGAUGGAUGUGGAGAUAGUUGGGGAUGUGGCACAACAUCCGGCUAGCACGGCUGGUGCAGCGGAAAAGAAGAAAAAAUCAAAAUCAAGCAAAGCGGGAACUGUAUCCCAGACUAAGGUGCGCUACAAUCGCAGCGCAACACUGACGGUGGAACAGGUUCAACUUUACGAUAGCGAGGGGAAGCUUCAUUCGGUGUUCCCUGGCAAGGGAGACCUCAAAGGAGACGAAAUGAAGCGAAUUGUAGUGGAAAUGGUUGCAGCUUGAGAUUUUGUAAUUCGGCAUAAUAUUCUCCGAUAGGCUGGUUAUUUAUUGUAUUACUGAAUUUGAAAACGUGAUACGACCUUAAUUUCCUCUUUACAAGCUCGUAUAAAGAGCAACCAUACUCGAGAAUUAUUCUAAUAAAUUUGCGAAGCUA